Messenger RNA from Cucurbitaria berberidis CBS 394.84, 2234 nucleotides. Its product is annotated as quinate permease. Bases 210 to 1898 code for a protein of 562 amino acids. Lineage: Eukaryota; Fungi; Ascomycota; Dothideomycetes; Pleosporales; Cucurbitariaceae. Gene Ontology annotation, biological process: carbohydrate transport; transmembrane transport. Gene Ontology annotation, molecular function: carbohydrate:proton symporter activity. The transcript has 3 exons. Gene Ontology annotation, cellular component: membrane. The record is from RefSeq and is a predicted model, not a curated record.
CUGGGGGGCCCGCGAUCUCACCAUCAUGCGGCUAUGCGGGUCAACCACUCCAUGUGCCUAAGAAGAAAAAAAUCCUUAUGGACGGCCUAACAUGAUGGGGUGACAAAAGUCAUGUAUAUAAUGGCGAUGAUCCUAAAUCAUUAAAUGCCUAUAUAUCAUAUUAUAUUACCAAUCCCAUUGCCCGCUCCUGUUGCACCAGGGCUAGCAUCAUGGACAAUGCUUCAAUCACAUCGGCUCAAGUCCGCACCCAGGCCGCCUACAAGAAUAGAUGGAGGACUAUAAUAAACAACCCGAAGAUUUUGAUCAUCGCAUUCUUUGCCUCCCUAGGUGGUUUCGAAUAUGGCUACCAGCAGGGUGUGCUUGGCCAAUCUCUAGUCAUGACGCGAUUUAAGGACAACUUCCCUUCAAUUGUAGAUUCGCCUGGGGCAACUGGCUGGUUGACAUCCAUUCUCCAACUCGGUGGUAUCCUCGGCUCACUUAGUGCUGGUGUUUUUGGUGAGGUAUUCUCACGGAAGUACACCAUGUUCAGCGCCUGCUGUUGGGUCACACUGGGCUCCUACUUGUACAUCGGAGCUACGCACCACAACCCGGCCAUGUUGUACGCUGGAAGGUUCUUUACUGGUAUUGGUGUCGGAACCUUCUCUGGAGUUGGCCCGCUCUACAACGCUGAGAUUGCCCCUCCUGAACUCCGAGGCAUGAUCGUCUCUUUCUAUCAAUUCGCUACUAUCAUCGGAAUCAUGUUGUCCUUCUGGAUCGGCUACGCCUGCAACUACAUCGGGGGUAUUGGAGAAGGUCAAAAGAACAUCGCCUGGAUGUUGCCCUCCAUCAUCCAAGGUAUCCCAGCUGCCAUUCUUGCCGUUGGGAUAUGGUGGCUCCCCUUCUCUCCUCGAUGGUUGAUCAAGAAGGGCCGCGAUGAGGAAGGUCUCAAGACCCUCUCCUAUCUCCGUAAGCUACCGGUAGAGCAUGAGCUCGUUCAAAUCGAGUUCCUUGAGAUCAAGGCGGAGACUCUCUUUGAGCACCGCAACUUCCAAAAGAAUUUCCCCAACCUGGCCGCGAAAGAGCAGGGUAGCGUCUUUGUCCGGGAGUUUGCGCAAUACUACCAGAUAUUCAAGACCCGGGAUAACUUCAAGCGUGUAUCCACGGCUUGGUUGGUCAUGUUCUUCCAACAGUGGAGUGGCAUCGACGCCAUUAUCUAUUACGCCUCCAACGUCUUCCAGUCUGUCGGCCUUACUGGCGGAACGCAAGCGAUGCUUGCUACUGGUGUGACUGGUGUCAUCUUCUUCGUCAGCACUAUACCAGCCAUGGCUGUUAUUGACAAGUUUGGUCGUAAGCCCAUGCUUCAAGUCGGUUCUGCCGUCAUGUGGUGCUCUAUGGUCAUCGCUGGUAUUAUGGUCGCUAAGUUCCGACACAACUGGGCUGAGCAUGCUGCAGAAGGUUGGGUCGUUGUCGCCUUCAUCUGGAUUUAUGUUGGUGCAUUUGGUGCUACUUGGGGCCCUGUUUCGUGGACUCUGAUCUCAGAAAUCUUCCCGCUUUCUAUUCGAUCCAAGGGCGCGUCUAUCGGCGCUUCAAGUAACUGGCUCAAUAAUUUUGUAGUUGCCUUCAUUGUCCCUCCUUUAUUGAAGACCUGGACAUGGGGAACGUAUAUCUUCUUCGCCGUCUUCUUGGCCGCGGGCAUGGUGUGGGUUCACUUUUGCUUACCUGAGACUAAAGGAGCCACACUAGAAGAGAUGGACCGCGUAUUUGGCUCCCGAACCGGCGCGGAGGAUGCUAUCGCACUUGCGGAGGCAAGGAGGGAAAUUGGAUUGAGCAUGCACCUGGAAAAUGAUGCCAUCAAGGCCAUGCAUCAUGCAGAGCAAGUCAAACAUGAGAAGGGCAGCAUUCGCACUGAAACGGUCUAAGCUACACAUAUAAAUAGAAGAUUUUAGGACAGUACAGUGUAUAAAUUUACCGUGUUCUUAUGGUAGCAGGCUGUGCUGGUUUGGGCCAGUUCUAUGUAGUGGUGUAUAAACACAAGAUACUGACCGAGGAAUGCUCGAAUUACAAAGGCCUGUCAACUACUAAGAAGAGUUGAGGAGCUAUCGUGGAUUCAUCAACUCCUACUGUAUCGAGUAUAGUCACCUGUAGCUGACCCAGUUUGCCCUGCACACGAUCGGGCCUCUAUGAUAUAUCAACAAGAAGCUUACAAGCAUUUGAAACCGAGCUCUCUGAGGUUGUUAAAUACUUGAAUUGUCUCC